This is a messenger RNA of Oncorhynchus mykiss (rainbow trout), 2190 nucleotides long. Lineage: Eukaryota; Metazoa; Chordata; Actinopteri; Salmoniformes; Salmonidae. The record is from RefSeq and is a predicted model, not a curated record.
AUGUCUAUCGGGCUGGUGCUGGAGGAUAGAGUGAACAAACAGGACUCAGACCCGCCUGGCUUUGGUGCACUCACCAACAGGCUGGAAAACCAGGGGUUGGUGCUGCGUCUGGUGCUGGGACUGUGGGCCUGGAAGCAACAGGAACCGGGAACCAGGAGGAAAGACAACUUGAAGAGCAAGCAGACACACAAGGGAGCCCGAGACCCAGGGGUGGAGGCCAUCCAUCCAGACUGUGCCUUGGUGUCCCAACACAUGAAGGCCCAGCAGACCUGUAUCCACACACGCAGACAGGAGGGUCGCAACCGUUCUGCCAGGACAGGGUGUCGUACGGAGUGGGAUGAGGUCAGGUGCUGGUACCGGGCUGAUGUGGGCCAGAUUGUCAAUGUGUCUUGCUCAGACAUCUCCCAGCUCUUCGCCAACAAAGGUUACAUCUUCAGGAACUGUUCGAAGGAUGGCUGGACAGAGCUGUACCCUACAUAUGAGGAGGCCUGUGAGUUCGCAGAGGAGUCAGAGACAGGAUCACAGACAACAUACUUUUUGACCAUCAGUCAGGUGUACACUGCUGGAUACGCCACCUCCCUCAUCUCCCUCAUAUCAGCCAUUUUUGUAUUCGCUGUGUUCAGGAAGUUCCACUGUACCAGGAACUACAUCCACAUCAACCUCUUCUCCUCGUUCAUCCUGAGAGCCAGUGCCGUCUUCAUCAAGGAUGGGGUUCUUUUUGCUGAUGAGAACUUCGACCACUGCUUCAUGUCCACUACGGCGUGUAAAUCAGCAGUGGCGUUCUUCCAGUUCAGCAUCCUGGCUAACUACUUCUGGUUGUUGGUCGAGGGCAUGUACCUCCAGACCCUCCUUGCCCUCACCUUUGUCUCACACAAUAAGUACUUCUGGUGGUACACACUCAUCGGCUGGGGUCUCCCAACCACAGUAUUGUUGGUGUGGGUUCUGACACGAAACUUCUAUGAUAACAGAGGUUGCUGGGACGACACCGAUGUGGCCUUCAUUUGGUGGAUUAUCAAAGGGCCUAUAACUGCAUCACUGCUGGUCAACUUCAUCAUCUUCAUUAAUGUGAUCCGUAUACUGGUCCAGAAGCUAAAAUCUCCCGGUGUCAGGGGACACAAAACAGGCCACUUCAUAAGGCUGGCUAAGUCCACCCUGUUCCUGAUCCCUCUGUUUGGGAUGCAUUACAUGGUGUUUGCCUUCCUACCAGAGAACACAGGAGAGGAGGCACGCAUCUUCAUAGAGCUGGGUCUGGGAUCCUUCCAGGGCUUUGUUGUGGCUCUGCUCUACUGUUUCCUGAAUGGAGAAGUGCAGGCGGAGCUGAAGAAGCGUCUGUGGAAGUGGCAGACCCAGGGCUAUAUGAGCUACAGUAGGAGAAGACGCACCCUAUUCACAGAGAGCUCCACCGUCACACAGAUCUCUGUGCUGGAGAAGUCCUCCCCCAAGGAACUGCCCUGCAUCAGUGACACAUACACACUCACACACACCGACACACACACACCCACAAACAGCUCUGUCUCAAUCUGUGACGACACACACACCCUAACACACAACUCUGAUUCCACCUGCACUAACACACUCACACUGUCUGAGUGAACAAAAAUUAAAUGGUCUCUCCUUUCCUUCUCCUUGUCCUGCAAUCGCCAAAUAUCAGAUAGAACUGUCUCUAGAGAGGUCUCUCUUUGAAUGUUGUUCUAUAGAUUGUGGUAUCUGUUGUGUUGACUGAUUGGCUUGGCUGGGGGGUUCCAUAGACUGACAAAGAACUCUACAGGAAAAUCCUUGAGUCCCUAUAUCACAAUUGCCACAGUUUGACCAGAUUCCCAACUGAAGCAACCCUUAUAGUAUCUACAAUAUACAGUAUAUUUCAUAGUACAAUGAUAUACACAGCCUUGUGUGUCAGGGCAUUUCGAACUGUGCUGUGUUUGGGUUGUUUGCUGGUAUUUCUGCCAGACAUGGGCUUGAAUCCAGAGUAGUAAGAAAUCAAACAGUGCCUGCAUCUGAAAUGGAAAAUUAUUCCCUAUAUCGUCCAUGUUAAACUGACCUCUCUCCCCUCAUCAACCUGAAGUGUACAGAGAAGAACAACCACUUAUCAGUGGUGGAAAAAGUACCCAAUUUUCAUACUUGAGUAAAAGUAAACGAUACCUUAAUGGAAAACUACUAAAGUAAAUUUGAAAGUCACCCAGUAAAAUAAUA